AUGGUGAAGAUCAAAUUCGGUCAAGAGCAGUACGAUGCAAUGAAAAAGUUCGAAGUCCAACAUCACUCCGAUUUCUGGAAGUUGAUCAUGGACAAGAUUGGAAAAUCCGACGGGCUCAACAUCUUGGAUGUUUCUGAAGAAGCUUGCACAUUUGCUUUAGUUCUCGCCGAAAAUCAUCCUACUAAUAAGUUGACCCUUAUGAGCGACGGUGAGAAGCCAACUUUCGGCAUACCAUCUAAUGUAACGUACCAUAAAGGGAAUAUCAUCAAGGACGCCAAAAACAUCGAAUCGGCCGGGAAGUUCGAUUUGAUCAUUUUUAACGAAAUUUCUCAUGAUGUAACUAACAUCGAUGGAUUGUUCAAAACACUUCGCGAGCUUCUCACAGAUAACGGUCAAAUUGUGGUGUUCUCACGACCCAAGAACCCUCCGCUACCUGUUCCAGAUGUGUGUCUCAUGCUGUGGCGCAAAAUGCAAGCGACCAAAGAGGAAUUGCUCGCCUCCGCAAAUGCGGUACGUGCACAUCUCAAUACUGUUUGCUUUUCGGUGGCCGUACCGAUUUCGGUUGACAAGACCCAAUGGGAAAAUAUACUUUAUUCAGGAUGUUUCCCGGCGGUGAAAAACACUCCAAAAUGCGACGAGCGCGUAAUUCGCGAUUUUUGCACCUCUAAAGCCGGUAAAUUCGAGUUCGAGGAGAAACUACUCAUUGUGAUGCUCCGCAAAUAA
Molecule: messenger RNA, 723 nt
Organism: Caenorhabditis bovis
Lineage: Eukaryota; Metazoa; Nematoda; Chromadorea; Rhabditida; Rhabditidae
Source: the annotation of a GenBank genome assembly